Naegleria lovaniensis is the source of this 492-nucleotide messenger RNA. RefSeq lists its product as uncharacterized. NCBI's taxonomy places the organism in Eukaryota, Heterolobosea, Eutetramitea, Acrasida, Naegleriidae. Gene Ontology annotation, cellular component: nucleus. Gene Ontology annotation, biological process: protein polyubiquitination. Bases 1 to 492 code for a protein of 163 amino acids. Gene Ontology annotation, molecular function: ubiquitin conjugating enzyme activity. The record is from RefSeq and is a predicted model, not a curated record. The transcript has 3 exons.
AUGAAAGGCUCCUCCAACACAUCCUCACAAGACUUUUUAUUCAAGAGAAUUCAAAAGGAAUUGGUGUUGUUCAACUCGGACGUACCUCCCUACUGUUCGGCAUGUCCAGAAUCUGAAAAGAAUCUUAAAAAGUGGAAGGCUUGGAUAGAAGGUCCAAAAGGAACAGUCUAUGAAGGAGGUAAAUUCGAACUCUCUAUCGUUUUCCCUGAUGAUUAUCCUUUUAAAGCACCCUCCAUUAAAUUCAUAACCAAGAUUUAUCAUUGUAACAUUUCAAAGAAAGGCAAUAUCUGUGUAGAUACGUUGAAGGAUGCAUGGAAUCCUUCUCUCACCAUUUCCAAAGUGUUGUUGAGUAUUGUGAGUUUAUUGAGUGAACCAAAUCCUGAUGAUCCAUUAGAACCUAAAAUUGCCAAAGAGUUUAAAGAAAAUCGUCAGAGUCAUGACCUCACCGCCACCAAAUGGACACAAAUGUAUGCCAGAUCAAAUGUGGAAUAG